This is a messenger RNA of Macrobrachium nipponense, 3947 nucleotides long. Its product is annotated as general transcriptional corepressor trfA-like. Lineage: Eukaryota; Metazoa; Arthropoda; Malacostraca; Decapoda; Palaemonidae. The transcript has 4 exons. Bases 727 to 3255 code for a protein of 842 amino acids. The record is from RefSeq and is a predicted model, not a curated record.
UUCUUUCUGAAGCUUUCGCUGAGGGUGGGCGCGGACGGGUGCCUAUAUAUUGUAUAUAUGUGUUUGAGUGCGAACUGUGAAGCCAUCGACUAGUGACGUCACAGAGAACGGUCAUUUGUUUCAGGAAUGUAAACUGAUACGGAGCCAACGAGUCAGAUUAGUUGUUUCUGAAACGGAUCGUGUUCGCCUCACCUCUGCUGGCUGAUUCUAACAGUAUUACAUGCAGAAUCUUUUCAAAGUCGACUUAAAUUUACCGGAAUUUAACAAAAAUUCUAUCUUGCAACAUUAUUUAAUGUCGCAGCCAUCGAGAGCGACGACAUGCGUCUAUGCUCUAUGGGUUUCUGGCCAGAAAAAAUAAAAAAGACAGUUCGUGAAAUGAAAGUUUUAAGCGUAAAGUAAUUAUCAACUUGGCGUCUUCUUGCCCUUCAGAAAACGUACGUAAAGGGUUGCAGUGUCGAAUAAAAGUGACGCACAAUGCAGGACACGAACGGCAGGAAAACCAAGAACAAAAAGUGACUGGUAUUGGAAAGGACAACCAAACAGGACACCCGAAUCACAACCCGUUCGUUGAAAUGCCGCUGCAGGCGCCAUACAAAGUGGCGCCAUCUGCGUAAAUAGAGUGACGAGCGAUUGCUAACCGACUCUUCUUGGUAUUUGGAUCAUGAAUUUCAGUAGACUCUUCUUCCUUGCUUUGCUCGUGACGUUGCAAGAGGUGAAGGGCUCAUUAUGAAGCCGGAGGUGACACUUUUCGUGCUGGCGAUGACGUCAUCUGCGGGUCGGUCAUCGCCAGUAGCAGCUGCAUUGCCAAAUGCCACCACCCAAGAGAUUCUGACGAGCAGGCUCCCCUCUGAAGAGGCGGCGACAACUUCGUGUUCUCACGACGCCGAUGGGUGUCAAAGAAGACUUCUUCUGCCCAAAGUAAUGGUUGACUCAACUAAUCACACUCUCCCAUCAUCUGUGGACCUGACGGCAGGACCUCUCAUGGAUACCACUUUCCAAGAUCCGGCACUGCAAGGACAGUUUGACGUAUCCGCGAGUUCCUACAAUUCCCAACCAACUCCCGAAUACCAAAACCUGAGACAACCACCCUCUGCAGAAGUCCAUGAGGACAGCCCACAACCCAGAAGUCAAGGCUAUGGACAUGGAGGUUACCACAACGCAAACCACAAUUCUCAUUAUGACAAAGCACCAGCGCCUCCAUUUCAGGCCAAGUUCAGUUUUGACUUUCCUGUUGAUAAGUACAAAUCCUACCGCGUCUUCAAGAUCCUCUCCAUGAACGCAACCCUCGACAACUUCAAGAGUCUCUACAAGCCGAUUUUACAAUUUGGGUUCGCCUCUGGCAUGGAGCCCAUCUAUCACAAGAAGCCCCAUCACCACCAUCAUAAAGGACACCACCACCAUCACCAACAUGGCCAUCAUCAUCACCAUUCAAGUGGUUACAAUGAGCCGCUCAAGUCUAAUAAUUUCAAAGUGUUCCACUCUCACGGUCCCACCUUUGAGUACCAUCAGCAAAAUCCAGACCCUAUCUUUUACCAUCAAGUAUCUAAGCCAUCGUACAACAUAAAACCUGAUUCGGUUUAUUAUCAUCAAGUAUCUAACCCAGCAAAUAACCUCAAUUACAAUAACAAUGAAAACAACAACAAUAACAAUGAAAACAACAACAAUAACAAUGAAAACAACAACGCCAAUACCCAUCAGUACAGUCCUCCUCUUCUGGGCCAAGCAGGUUUCGGCCCACCAAAACCAGAAGACCUGAAACUGAAUGACCAUUAUAGGUCUAUUGGUUUGCCAGUUUUACAAAUUCCAGUUCCCUUUUUCCAAAAUACAGGUGAUCAGUUUGGAUUACACAGUACGCCCAAUCUUUCUAAAUACCCCACACAACAACUCGGAACAGAACAUAACAAAGUGAAUUCUGACCUUCCUAAGCCACAGGUAACUAUCUACAAACCUUAUGUAAAUUCCCAAGAACUAACUGACGAUGAAAAUAACGAUUCAUUCACUUUCUGGGAUUACUUCCCCAAAAUUGAUUUUAGCCUAGGCGAGAAGUCAAAAGAACCCCACGAUGAGAAUAGCAGUCCUUUUAGUGGUUUAAAGAGUCUGACGAAUUUCUUUUCCAACUUCUUCAAGAAAAAAGAAGAUGAAAAUGUGCCAGAGUCAGUUAUACAUCUCUAUCCAUUUCCUAAAAUUCCAAAGGAGGAACAAAGAGAUCAUUGGCCUUCACUACAACCAGUGCAGCUAGAGGCACCCUUCAACAAAUAUUGGUUGUUACCAACUGAACCACCUAAAAUGAAGAAUAUUACAAAUUUUGUAGUAAGGGAACUCCCCGAAGUAUUAAAAAUACCUCCGACAGCAAGGCAUGAAUACCUAAAAUCAUUUGAAAGCCUUUCUCAAGAGAAACUACCAACAGUAUUCAAAACGUCAGCUAGAGAUCCUCUGUACCACGGCGCCAAUGCAAAUGGAAAGCUGAAAAGUUCUCAUUUUAUAUAUGAUGACCUCUCGACAAAUUCUCAAAACUCUGUCAUUUCUCAAAUGACCACCUCUAGGCCAUGGGUGUGGAAGAACCUAAAGAGUGACGACCCUUCACAAACCAAUAUCUCACCCAGGCAAGGGGAUCUACCUUCCAAGAAUUAUACUAAAGAAACACAUGUACAAGAUAAACUUGAGACAUCUAAGGAGGUUAAGGAAAAUGCUCCUGGUACAGAAUCUGACCUUAAUGAGGCAGACUGGACCGCAAGGGAACAACCAAGCUGGUCAUCGGGUAUGGAAGAAACCCCCAUACAGAUUAUCUCUCCUCCGGAUCUGUCAGCUGCGCAUCCUUCAAAGAACACCACAGAUGAAAUAUCUGGGGACAUGAGACUAACCAACAGCAGUGAUAUCACUGAAACCCAGACAGACGAAUUCAUCCAAGUGGUUUCUCCUCCAGAUUUGUCCCUCAGACAAUUUCCACAAGAAAUCAAAGAUGAUAGUAAUUCGGUGAUAGAGACCGUGAACGUACAAGAACCAAAAGAUGAAGUUCUGGCAGGAGAUGCAGAUUUUGCUAAGGUACAGGGUUUAAUAGUGGAAACCGGUCCUACCCUAACUGAAUUUAUAAAAGAUGGUCAGUUUACAGUGUCCUCAGGGGAAGCCAGGGAAGAACCACCACUAAGAAUCGAGUCUGUAUUAGACUCUAUAAUCUUUCCCAAGAAAGACACAGAGUUGAAAAACGACCAUUUACCAACGGAAUCUAGUUUCGUCGAGGAUAGUGACGCUCGAUAGAUUUAAACAGUAAAAAUAGAUGGAACCCAAAAGAGAUUUAACUUUGGAAGAGGCCAUCUCCCUUCCUCUUCAGAUUACAAAUGGUCACAAUUUAAACAAAGGUAAAAAAAAAAUUUGUACAACAUAAGCCCUUCAGGAGAUUUGACUGAAUUGAAUUGAGUAUGGAAUUUAUGCCAAAGGCAAAGCUGGGACCUAUGAAGCCAUUCAGCGCUGAAACGAAAACUGAGAGUAAAAGGGUUGAUAGGUGUAACAAGAGGAAAACCUCAAAGCAGUUGCGCUAUGAAACAAUUGUUAGGAGAGGGUGGAAAGUAAGAUGGAAUAAAGAGAAUAUGAAAGGAGGUACAGGAACCAAAGGGGUUGCAGCUAGGGGCCGAAGGCACACUGAAAAGAGCUUAAAGUAAUGCCUAAAGUGCGCCGCAUGAGGUGCACUGGCGGCACUACCUCCCUACGGGGUUCAGGAGAUUUGUGACAGGCCACAUAGAUAUUCCAGGAUUGUUCACCAUCACAACCUUUAAAUGAAUGAUGCCAAAGACCCAUAAAGAAAGAGUGCUACGUCAGUUACUCCAACCUGUAACACUUUAACAUUCUAUCAAUACAUGACAACUAUCCCCAUGUCUUAGGGCCAUAUGCAUCAUCACAUUUACAAGAUAAGUGUAAUUUUAUUGACUGAGUCUAACAUGUUCAGCUAAAAA